AUGUCACCAAAAAAGGGUCAAGCACCAUCCUUACCGGGCCUACCAACGUAUGACUCCUCCGCCUCCUCCUCCAGUAGCUCAGAGCCAGAACCAGAAGACUACAAACCAAAGGUCAAGCAGGAAGCAGCCGCAACCCAACAAGUAGCCGCAACCCAAGAUGUAGAGCCAGUCCAAAAGGCAGAGCCAACCCAAGAAGCAGAAGCAGCGCCAGGAGUCGUGGGAUACACCUGGCCACCGCCGGGCUCACCCACAGAGUCCGACACCGACGAACCCGAACCCGAACUUGAUCCACUUUCAGAUGAUAUAAAUUGGGAUGCCGACGAAGAACCACACGGAAACGAUGGAAACGAGGGGGAAAACGAAGGAGAACCGCAGACCAGCUUCGUCGGGGCCCAGAACCCCAUACUCGAAGAGCCCAUAGAACGUCCACCUGCGAAUAAGCCGAAGAGAAGAGGUAUGCCAGUCGGUAUUGCCCCGCGAGCAGGACACACAGAUGCGGAAACGGGUAUGGAGGAUGACGCCCCAGAUGCUGCUGUAGCCCGCGCGGUAGCUGCAGCAAAGAAACGAAAACGCGAGGAGGAAGAGAAGAAUAAGCGCAAGGCUCCGCCAAGGAAGAAAGUACGCGUGGUGUCACCGGAGGAUGACGACGAGUUAUCGGAUGCGCCGUCGAAUCCCGAACCUCCUUCGCCAGUUGCGGCUGUAGUUGAGAAGGGGAAGAAGGGGAGGAAGACCAACAACAGUAAGAAGGAAAACGCAAAGGCGGGAUCAAAGAAAGCCCCUCCUAAAAAACCGACAAAAAAAGCCAAGGAAGGCGGUAAGAGAAAGAAGGGUGAGAAUAUGCAGAAAGUGAAGUGUAGUGGAAGAACGACGAAAGGCGAGCCGUGUAAGAAUGAGAAGAAUGUGAAGGAGGGAGAUGACUAUAAUUGCGGGAAGCACAAGUCUGAUAAGUGA
Messenger RNA from Alternaria viburni, 951 nucleotides. RefSeq lists its product as uncharacterized. Lineage: Eukaryota; Fungi; Ascomycota; Dothideomycetes; Pleosporales; Pleosporaceae. Bases 1 to 951 code for a protein of 316 amino acids. The transcript has 2 exons. The record is from RefSeq and is a predicted model, not a curated record.